AUGCGAGUACCUGCGUCUGCGUCUGCGGCCGAACGCAGCGUCAAUGCGUCUGACGCCCAUCUCAUCUCGAACUCUCUGUUCUCAAUCUCAUCUCGAAGCUCUCUGUUCUCCCUCGCAUCUCGAAGCUCUCUCUUCUCCAAUAGCAUCUCGAAGCUCUCUCUGAUUCUCCAUAUAGCAUCUCGAAGCUCUCUUACUCCAAAUCCAUCUCUUCCUUUUCUCGUUGAGGCUCUCUCGUCUCAAGCUCACUCUCAAGCCUUUGAAGAUGCUUUCAAAGCAGACAACGCUUCAAGCAACAAGAGUGGCGUCAAGCUUGGUGGAGACUAUACAAGGAGUUUGCAGGCUAGAUCGACCUCUAUUCUCAGUAUCUUCUUGGAGAUGCAGGAAGAUAUGACUCUGUUGUUAGUGUAUAUUAAAAACUAGUUUGGUGUAUGUUUGGAUAACAAUGAGGCCAAAUGCACUCUCCAAAGAAUGUUGAUGUUUAUAAUACAAAAAGAUGAGUAAUGUUACAAAAAUGGUUACAAAGAAUUCUUUUUUUUUUAAAUUUAGCUUAUGAUUUAUGACAAGAAAAUGUU
Molecule: messenger RNA, 572 nt
Organism: Raphanus sativus (radish)
Lineage: Eukaryota; Viridiplantae; Streptophyta; Magnoliopsida; Brassicales; Brassicaceae
Exons: 4
Coding region: 1-420 (139 amino acids)
Source: RefSeq, a predicted model, not a curated record